AGCUUAUGAUCUAUUGGAGGAUGGAAAUGAAAAACAUGUGGUCAUUAGUAACGGUUCCUUUUCCAAGAUUUUGGCACCAGGUGCAAGAGCAGGGUGGAUUGAAGCUGGUGAAACCAUUAUUAAGCAAGUGGCUGCCUGGUAACGUAAUCAAAGGAUGAAAUAGUUUAAACAUUUUUUUUUUUUAAUUUAAUUUAUUAUUAUUUUACCCUUACACAUGAAUCUAAUACAACAUGAUAGCGGCUCAUUUAUAUCAGGUGGAUCACCCUCGAAUUUGUCCAGCCAAAUUAUCAAUGAAAUGUUGGGGGAUGGGUCAUUACACCAUCAUGUCGAAUUUCUUCGCAAGACGCACGGGGACCGAUUGUACGAAGGAUUAUUAAGACCGAUGCAACGCGAUUUAGUUCCCUUGGGUUGUUCCAUUCCGGUUUUACCACGAGGAGGGUAUUUUGUCUGGUUAAAACUACCUAUCCCUGGAAAUCAGUUGAUGGAAGUCACACGACAUCAUAAGAUUGAGGUGAACGUGGGUUUAGGGACCCUUUUUUCAGUAACGGAAGAUACCACACAUUAUGUUCGACUUUCGUUUGCAAAUUAUGAUACAAAGACUUUACAGUUGGGUGUCUCUCGAUUACAACAAGCCCUUUCUAUUGCUUUAAAGACAAAUUAAUUUUUUUUUUUUUUUUUUACAUCAAUAAGCAAGAGAGUUUAUUUUUAUUUUAUUGGUUGAUUGGUAAUGAGAAGAAAAAAAAAAAAAGGGUCGUCAAUAAAAGAAGGAU
Messenger RNA from Mucor mucedo, 770 nucleotides. RefSeq lists its product as uncharacterized. The record is from RefSeq and is a predicted model, not a curated record. The transcript has 2 exons. Gene Ontology annotation, molecular function: L-2-aminoadipate:2-oxoglutarate transaminase activity. Bases 215 to 661 code for a protein of 148 amino acids. NCBI's taxonomy places the organism in Eukaryota, Fungi, Mucoromycota, Mucoromycetes, Mucorales, Mucoraceae.